AUGAAAAUUAUUGGACUCAAAGAUACUGAGGUUACUUCAAUCCUGGAAAUUGCUGCAGUUGUCCUAAAGCUGGGCAAUAUUGAGAUAAAAGGACAGUUUCAGGCUAACGGAAUGGCCUCAUGCUACAUCACAAAUUCUCAGUAUGUUAAAGAGAUUGGCUCACUGAUCGGUCUUGAUAGCGUCACACUAGAAAAUGCAUUCAGUGUCCGUACUGUUGAAGCCAGACAAGAAAAAGUGGUGACUACACUGAACGCAAACCAGGCAACUUAUGCCCGGGAUGCUUUAGCAAAGAACAUGUAUGACCGACUGUUUAGCUGGCUGGUACAACGGAUCAAUGAAAGCAUAAAGGCAUCUGAAUUCCAGGUGAAGAAAGUAAUGGGUGUGCUGGACAUUUAUGGCUUUGAAAUAUUAGAAGAUAACAGCUUUGAACAAUUCAUUAUUAAUUAUUGUAAUGAGAAGCUUCAGCAAAUCUUUAUUCAAAUGACAUUAAAAGAAGAACAAGAAGAGUACAAGAGAGAGGGGAUUGAAUGGAGUCACAUUACCUUUUUUGACAAUGAAAUCAUCUGCAAUCUCAUAGAAGAUAAUACCAAUGGCAUUUUAGCAGUGCUAGAUGAAGAAUGCCUGCGCCCUGGGAAUGUCACAGAUGCCACCUUUCUAACCAAGCUAGGAUUGAAAUUCAAAAACCAUCAGCACUUCAAAAGCAAGGCCACCCAAAAUGAAAAACGCAUUACUGAUAUCACAUUGGCUGACAAUGCUUUCCGCAUUGAACAUUAUGCUGGACAGGUCACUUACAACACUGAAGGUUUUCUGGACAAAAACAACGAUCUUCUCUUUAGAGACCUCUCGCAAGCCAUGUGGAAGGCCAAACAUGAACUGUUGAAAUCUCUGUUCCCAGAAGGCGACCCAAAGAACUCCUCAUUGAAACGUCCGCCCACUGUUGGCUUCCAGUUUAGAGCCUCUGUGUCAACACUUAUGAAGAAUCUGUAUGCCAAGAAUCCCAACUAUAUUCGAUGUCUGAAACCCAAUGACACAAAGAAGGCAUCCUUGUUUGAUGAGAAGCUUGUGAGGACACAGGUGCAGUACCUUGGCUUGCUGGAGAAUGUAAGAGUUCGUCGGGCUGGCUUUGCUUACCGGCAGGUGUACAGUGCUUUCCUAAACAGAUACAAGCUGCUGAGUAGGGAGACAUGGCCCCGAUGGGAAGGGGAUGCAAGGGUGGGAGUUGAAGCUUUGUUAAAUGACCCAAAAGUCAGCAUUCCAAAAGAAGAGAUCAAGUAUGGCCGAACCAAAGUAUUCAUCAGGACUCCUAAAACACUGUUUGACUUGGAAGAGCUACGCAGGCAGAAGCUGAAUGAAUUGGCCGCCCUAAUACAGAGAAUAUACCGUGGUUGGAGGCAGCGGAAACUAUUUUUACUCAUGCGCAAGAGCCAGAUCCUCAUUUCAGCAUUCUACCGGGGAAAUCAUCAACGGCAAAAGUAUCAAAAGAUGCGGUACUCUGCUUUACUUAUACAAGCCUACAUCCGAGGCUGGCAGGUAAGAGACCUUCUCACAUGUAGUUAUAAGGAUUAA
Messenger RNA from Staurois parvus, 1566 nucleotides. The record is from the annotation of a GenBank genome assembly. NCBI's taxonomy places the organism in Eukaryota, Metazoa, Chordata, Amphibia, Anura, Ranidae.